Coregonus clupeaformis (lake whitefish) is the source of this 1809-nucleotide messenger RNA. Its product is annotated as pyrroline-5-carboxylate reductase 1, mitochondrial. The transcript is spliced from 8 exons. Bases 189 to 1151 code for a protein of 320 amino acids. The record is from RefSeq and is a predicted model, not a curated record. NCBI's taxonomy places the organism in Eukaryota, Metazoa, Chordata, Actinopteri, Salmoniformes, Salmonidae. Gene Ontology annotation, molecular function: pyrroline-5-carboxylate reductase activity. Gene Ontology annotation, biological process: L-proline biosynthetic process.
AGCGACUCUCUCAUUCUAUUGGUCACUUUGUAUGACAUUAUCACAGUCUGUUUUUGGCGUGGAAACCACGUUAAAACUGCUACUCUGUUGAAUUAUAUGUUUGGAGGCAACAUUGGAAAAGGAAACAUUUGAUACAUUCGAAGCAACAUCCUGGCCUUUACCUUCACAGUAACAACAGAAACUUCAGAAUGAGCGUGGGGUUCAUCGGAGCGGGUCAAUUGGCCCAUGCCUUGGUGAAAGGAUUCAGUGCUGCAGGUGUCAUUGCCACCCAGAGGAUCACUGCCAGCUCCCCAGACACAGAUCUUCCCACAGUGUCAGGACUGCGGAAAAUGGGUGUCAAUCUCACAACCAGCAACAAGGAGGUGGUGAACAAGAGUGACGUCCUGUUCCUGGCUGUCAAACCACACAUCAUCCCCUUCGUGUUGGAUGAGAUUGGACCGGACAUCGAGGACCGCCACCUCAUCGUGUCCUGUGCAGCGGGCGUCACCAUCAGCUCCAUUGAGAAGAAGCUGCUCCAGUACCGCCCGUUCCCCAAGGUGAUGCGAUGUAUGACCAACACCCCGGUGGUGGUUCGGGAGGGAGCCACGGUCUACGCCACGGGUACCCAUGCCAAGCUGGAGGACGGGAGGCUGCUGGAGCAGCUGAUGGCCAGUGUGGGCUACUGCACGGAGGUGGAGGAGGACCUCAUCGAUGCCGUCACCGGACUCAGUGGCAGUGGACCCGCCUAUGCAUUCACAGCUGUGGAAGCGCUUGCUGACGGUGGGGUGAAAAUGGGUCUGCCCAGGAGACUGGCUAUACGGCUUGGAGCACAGGCCCUGCUGGGAGCAGCCAAAAUGCUGUUGGACUCGGAGCAGCACCCUGGCCAGCUGAAGGACAACGUUUGCUCCCCAGGGGGCGCCACCAUUCACGCCCUGCAUGUCAUGGAGAGUGGGGGCUUCCGCGCCCUGCUCAUCAACGCUGUAGAGGCCUCCUGCAUCAGGACCAGGGAACUCCAGUUCUUGGCUGACCAGGAGAAGAUCUCCCCUGCGGCCAUCAAGAAGACUACACUGGACAAGGUUCUGCAGCAGCCAGGGGUGGGAACAGGGGUGGGCGUCCGGACGGGAUCUGGGAUCAGCCUGUUCAACAGCAGCAACCCCAGGCACAAGAAGUGAUUGAACUGAGUGGCUCUGAUCACAGAACGGGUGUAUUCAUAUUAGUGCACUGCACACCAUAGCAAAACAUUUUGUAACUGCAAACAUUUCGCAACGAAAACGAGUUUCAUAUUGGACAAGUUCAGGUAGUUCCUCCCUGUUUCGGUCCGUUUGCAUCCUAGUGAACAUGCCCCAGAUGGAGAGAUCAAUGAGACCCUCAAAAGAAUGAAACACUACUGAACGUAGUAUUUCGACCCUAAAAAUUGUUAUUAUCGUUAUAGCAUGCCAGCUGAGAGGAGGAAGAUGAGCAUACAUGGCAGCUUCAUAAACGUUUAAAGGAUAAACUUAGAGCAGCAAUAGAGGAUGUAGGGUGAAGAGACACUUCUCCUGGUCUCCGUUCCUCCCAUAUUCACUGACUAUAAACAUCUGGACAGGUGAAAGCAAGUUCCUAAUAGGCAUUAUGGCUUUCACCUGUCCAGUGUUUUCAUAUCAGUGCAGAUGAAGGAGAAGAGAGGUAGGAGGAGACCGGGGAAGAAGACGCCACUAGACAGUUAAGAUGGACCCACAUGGUGAUGAGCAACAGGUCACAAUUCCUUUACAUUUCAGUCGUUUAGCAGACGCUCUUAUCUUAUCCAGAGCGACUUACAGGAGCAAUUAUGGUCAAGUGCCUUGCUCAAGG